This is a messenger RNA of Cooperia oncophora, 1401 nucleotides long. Lineage: Eukaryota; Metazoa; Nematoda; Chromadorea; Rhabditida; Trichostrongylidae. The record is from the annotation of a GenBank genome assembly.
AUGAGGACGUGGUUCUGCCCUGGUUACGAAAAUAUGCUUCGCCCGAAAUUCGUUCGUCCUGACUGUGUCGCUGAUCCGACGGUAUGUCAUCCGAACGCUGCUUGUGAUCCUCAUACUCGUCAGUGCUCGUGCACGAUGGGACACAUUGGAGACGGCUUCGUGUGUAACCCUGAUCCACAGGACUGCGUUCUCCGUAAGGAUCUAUGCAGCCCGGAAGCGAUGUGUAUCGGAAGGCGCUGCAAAUGUGUGGAAGGAUUCACUGGUGACGGUGUCAAAUGCGUGUCCCUCUACCAACGGUCAAUUAACUGCUCUGAAUGCGAUGUGAAUGCCCACUGUAACGGAGGAAUGUGCCAAUGCAAUGCUUCCUUGGCGAUGGCAUUUCCUGCUUCCCUGUUCGAUCUUGUCGCUCUGACCCAAACGUAUGUGAUGUUGAAGCGAUCUGUCUGCCGUCUGGGCAAUGUAUCUGUAAGCAUGGAUUCCGUGGUAAUGGCUAUAAUUGCCUCAAAAGUGAGUUUGUGUACAAUUCGCGAGGGAGAGUGGGGUGAUAGUGCUUAUGAAGGGCAUCGUGCUGUUUCAGUUUCGCCACUUCCACAGUUACGUCAUCCAUCAAACGAGCCGUUGAACUCGUGUUCGAACCGUUGUGAUCGUGAAACGGAGCUGUGCAUCUCUGGCACAUGCAUUUGCAAACAUGGCUAUAAAAGGCACGAUGAUGGAAGAUGUCUCGUGUUCUGCGAACCCGACGGCAUGACGUUAGUGCUUGGAAAUGAGACAACGGCCUUUGAAGGACGAAUAUUCGUUCGAGGACAAGCAGAAAAUCCUUACUGUGCCAAAACGUUCUCACCAUUACAGCAAGACCCCAAAAUCGUAAAUGUUUCAAAGUUAGCAUUUGAACAUUGUAGAUUUUCGAACUCGAAGAUCACGGAGUUUGUGUGGGAAACGCCGCCCACCAAUUUCGGAGAUAAUUGCUUUUGUGAAUACUUUCGGCAACACAGCUGUAAUUGUCGCAAAACAUCGAUGUUCAUCAAUCAACAGGCUGCCGAUGCUUACGAUCUCAGAUGCACGUAUCCUGUUGGAGUUCGAGAGGUGGAAUCAAAUGUGAACGUAUCUGACUUGACGACGUCUUCAACACUCACCGAUAACGCUCAUGGUCCCAGCUGCCGCCUAACUGUCACUAACGAGGCUGACGAGAGCAUCGCCGCGGCCGUUGUCGGGCAAGCUCUACGCCUUCGUCUUGAAGUUACGCCCAACGACACGUAUUCGAUUCUGCCGCGUAACUGUUUCGCCAUCAAUAUCGAAACUGGCGAGAGGUACUCGCUAACCGAUAAAGCUGGUUGUGCAAUCGAUGAUCAGUUGUUCCCAGAAUGGACAAAGAUUCGGCCGAGCUUGACUGAAGCCGUCUUC